GAGAGGAGGAUUGAGAUUAAAUUUUGAAGGAUUGAAAUAUUUUCAUUCCUAUCUAAAAUGAGCAUAAAAAUAGAAAUUUUCCAACCAAAAUAUUGGAAUGAGAGCUACAUUCACCGAUUCUCAUUUCUAUAUCGGGUAGCCCAGCACUCCCAAACCAAACACAUCCAUGUUCUUAUCCCAAAGCCGGCGUCAUCCCCACUCUCUCUCUCCAGAGACCUAGAAUCGUGCCAAUCUGAAUCAGUCUCACCUCCAAUGACACGUCCCCACGUGUCAUCACUGAUUUGGCAAUCCCACCGAAAGUUUUCUCCUCUCUCUCUUUAUACAUACUCCCAAAACCCUCCCAGAUCAAUUUAGAAGAAGGAAGGAACGGGAAAGAAAGCCGUGAUCCGAUUUCUCUCUCCAAGAUUGGUUGAUCCAAGGGGGAGUCAUGGCAGACUUCCAGAGGCAAUUGAAGGAGCGAGCCAAGGAGCUGAAACACCUGGUGACGAAAGGGGUGAAGGUGGUGGGCCAAGGGUGCAAGAAAACCUGGCAUAAGGUCCUCAAGAUCAGAGGCUGACACCAACCAAUUUGAUGAUGAUGAUGGUGAUGCCUGUCACUUGAUCUCCUAUUCCUUUUCUUGUAGAUCACUUAUUAUCAUGCUUGUUUCUUAUAGGUCUCAUGUCUUUGUUUUCUUUCUUGUGGUGUUUUUUAUUGCGUUUUUUAGUUAGAGAUGUGAAGAUCUGGUGGUUUCUGGUUGAGAACUCUUGAGAUUUUUAUUUGGAUUGUGGAAAAUAGGGUUUAUCUGGUUCAGAAACCAAAUUUCUUGUGUAAGUCGAAGAGAUUGAAGUGCUUUAAUCUUCUGAGAUGGUGGGAAGAGAAUUAGUACCUGGAAAGGCAGCCACACUGGAUCUGAGGGAGGUGUCAGCUAGGAGAACUCUUCAUGAUGUCCGGCAGAAAGGGCAUACGUAUGUGGAGCUGAGACAAGUUGGGAAGCGCAGCAUAUUCUUCUGCACCCUCUGCCUCACCGAAUGCUACAGUGAGAGGGUGCUGUCUGAUCAUCUCAAUGGAAGUCUCCAUGCCCGUAGAUCUACCGCUGCCAAACUUACUCUUUUUGGCCCCAACCCAUGGCCUUUUAGUGAUGGUGUUCUGUUCUUUACUAAUCUUUAUGAGGAUGAUCCGUUCUUGUCAGCUUUUUAUUCUCAAAAGUCUCCAAUUGCCGGUGAACAUAGUUCUGCGGAUAGAGAUGAAAUGCGUUCAAGGUUUACCAAUAGCAGCACUGUGAAUUUAAGUUCUGUGGAUACUGGUUCUGAUCUUAACAGGAAUGGUGGUGAUGCUAGUAUUGGAGUAGAUGUCGAUGACCAAAGAAGUUCUUCAAGAGCCAGUAGUUUGGACAUAGCUAGAAACAGUCUUUAUAAGACUUCAAAUCACAAUGAGACUGAUAGUUGUCUGACAAUUCCUGGGGUCUUGCUUAAGGAGGAGGUUUCAAAUUUGAAUGUACGGCUUUUAGGGAUUGGUCACAUUGCUUGUAGAAUCCUUGAAACCACUGAGAUUCAUGGUAAGAUCACCAGAAUGUGGUGUGCUUGGUUGGGACGGGAGGAGGGUGAUGGCAGUGACAAGUGGAAGUCGUCUCCAAACUGUGAGUUUGCUAUAGUUAACUUUUCUUACACAUAUGGCCUGGGCAGAAAUUGGCCUUCGGAUGACCAAGACCCUCCUGCGUCCCCUGGCUCUGUGCUUGAAAUUGAUGACACUGGGCGUCAGAGAAAAAAGAGAAAGAAAUCAUGCUUGAAUCAGGAAAAAACUAGUGAGGAUCUGCCUGCUCGUUGUGUGUCCCCUACCCAAGAUUGCCCAGGUCUGGAUGAUUCUGCUGCAGAUGCUCCAGAGCAGCUUCAAACAAGACUUAUAUCCAGCAAGACUGUUAGACAAGAGUUGAGGAAGCAGAAGCGCUUGGCAGCGGAAAGAGCCUGUGAUAUUUGUAGGCAACCAAUGCUUCCUGGAAAGGAUGUGGCGACCUUGUUAAAUUGCAAGACUGGUAAAUUAGCUUGUAGCAGCAGAAACACUAAUGGGGCUUUUCAUCUAUUCCACAUUUCCUGCCUCAUACACUGGGUUCUUCUUUGUGAGAUGGAAAUAUUGUCUAAUCAGUCAAAUAACCCAAAAGCCACUCGAGGACGCAAGGGGAAAGCAACUCAGAAAGACCGUUUCUCUUCUGUGUUUUGCCCAGACUGUCAUGGAACUGGCAUAUGUAUUAAAGGAGAAGAACUUGAAAAACCAGACCUUUCAUUGUCUGAGAUGUUCCACUAUAAACUGAAAGCCAUUGAGGGGCACAAGGCAUGGAUGAAAAAUCCUGAAAUUCUCCAGACAUGCUCUACCGGUCUUCACUUUCCUUCUGAGUCUGUAGAUAAUUCUCAGGAAAAGGUGAUGCCGCCAAAAUUGCUGCGUUUCUACAGAGCUGAUGCAUAGAAGUAUACCAAAAUUACGUGGGACAAAGUGCUUAGACUAUGCUCUCCCAAGCUGCUCAUCAACUAGUGGAUGACUUGAAUGGGUUUCUGCAUAUAUUUGAGAAUGUAGAAAGAGUUAACAGUAGUUGCUCAUCAUGCUGUAUCUGCAGUUUCUCAUUGAUGUCACAGUAACUGUAGCUAUGUUCAUGUUGCUAUCUCAGCAUAGUUGUCAGCUAUAUACAUAGCAUUAUGUAUAUUCUAGAUGUCCCGCUGUUGUAAUUGUACCUGAAUGACUACGUAAUGGGUUCAUGUAUCUUUCUCACAGCUCAUGUCUUCUUUUAGGGUGAUAUCUUUUUUUACA
This is a messenger RNA of Elaeis guineensis (African oil palm), 2775 nucleotides long. The record is from RefSeq and is a predicted model, not a curated record. NCBI's taxonomy places the organism in Eukaryota, Viridiplantae, Streptophyta, Magnoliopsida, Arecales, Arecaceae.